Messenger RNA from Hansenula ciferrii, 2094 nucleotides. RefSeq names its product sorting nexin 1. Gene Ontology annotation, molecular function: phosphatidylinositol binding. Gene Ontology annotation, biological process: retrograde transport, endosome to Golgi; protein retention in Golgi apparatus. Lineage: Eukaryota; Fungi; Ascomycota; Saccharomycetes; Phaffomycetales; Wickerhamomycetaceae. The coding region runs from base 1 to 2094 and encodes 697 amino acids. Gene Ontology annotation, cellular component: endosome. The transcript has a single exon. The record is from RefSeq and is a predicted model, not a curated record.
AUGGCUGAAGAUGGUCUAGAGAGCUCACACUGGGAUGAUGUUCUAUCGUCAAAUCCCUCAAGGUUCAGUGAGAAUAUAAGCUCAAAUAUAGCUAAUGAAUUAUCAGCUACACUAUCGCAACAAAAUCUACAUGAUCAUGAAAAUGAAGAAGACGAAGAUGAUGACAACGAGCAGGAUGAAGAUGAUAAUGCUGCUGUGGAAGACACAGGUAAAUGGGAUGAUAGAUCAGAGUCAAACAAGCAAACAAAUAAUAAUGAAACCAGAGUGGAAACCCCUGAUGAAGAUCUUGUUAGUGGGAGUUCAAACCCUAAAGAAUCUAAAGAUAAAACUGGAUUGAUAUCUUCCUUGACUGCUGAUAGUGGUAAAAGUUUCAUAAGUGAGUCUGUCAAAUCUCCAAAGAAGGAUGGUACAUUGUUUACGGAUAAAAAUAAAGGGACACUAGAUUUUGGUGAUGAUGAUAAAGAUGAAACAGAACAAUCAACAGCUCAUUUGACAUCACCAACAAAAUUAGCAAGUCGUCGAAAGAACGUUUAUAAAACACCAAGAUUUCGUCGUAAUGGCAGUAAGACUUCAACACUAAAGAAAGAGGUCGAAUCAUCACCAUUAGAUACUACUGAAAAUUCAGAUGUUUUGGGUCCUUUAGGAAUCACCGAUGACACCGAAUCUCAAAAUCAAGACACAGAAUCACCAGCUGAUAAACUGUUAAGAGCAUCAGAAGCACCAAUUUUUGAAAUAAACAGAACACCGUUGUCACCUUUGAAAAGUAAUAGAUCAGAAUCACAACCAAGCUUGAGUGGUGUAUCAUCAUCAUCAAUUAGAGAAUCAUCUACUGCCAAUUCAGAAGCACAAUCUUCAUUAGAUCCACAACAACAAUUGGAACAAGCUAAAAUACAACAAAAAAAACAAGAAGCUGAACAAUCCAAUAUAAAUCUAGAAAUAGUCGUUGGUGAUCCUAUUAAAGUGGGUGAUUUAACAUCUGCACACACAGCUUAUAGUGUUCGUACAAAUACAGAUUCAGAACUUUUGAGAACACCACAGACUGUUGUUUCAAGAAGAUAUAGAGAUUUUAGAUGGCUAUAUCGUCAAUUACAAACAACUCAUCCGGGUAGAAUUGUUCCACCACCACCUGAAAAGCAAGCUGUGGGAAGAUUUAAUGAUGAUUUCAUAGAAGCUAGAAGGUUUGCAUUAGAAAGGAUGCUUGUUAAAAUUUCCAAAAAUCCUAAUCUACAAACAGAUCCAGAUUUUAUAAUGUUUUUACAAAGUGAUAGAUUUUCAUCCGAAGCUAGAGAACGCGAAAGAGCCGCUACAGCGUCAUCAACUUUCACUGCACAUGAAGAAGUUGAUGCAAGUUUGAACUCUAGUGGUAGUGGUGGUGGUUUCCUCAGUUCUAUUGGUGGUGCAUUCUCCUUUGCUCCAAAGAUUUCAGAACCUGAUGAAUAUUUCAAAGAUAAGAAAUCUUAUAUUGAAGCUUUAGAUCAACAGUUAAGAGUAUUUUUGAAAAAUUUAGAGACUGUUGUUUUACAAAGACAUGAUUUAUCUGCUGUCACAGAAGAAUUCUCUUUAAUUUUAGGAACCUUAUCUGAAUUAGAAGUUUCAAGGAGCUCAUCGGAUUUAUUCCAAGAAUUUUCAGUCACGCAAUUAAGAAUUAAAGAAUCACUUGAUAGAUUGUCUUUACAAGAUAUGUUAACCUUAGGCUCAACACUUGAUGAGUAUAUAAGAGUCGUGGGAUCUAUAAGAACAACUUUUAGUCAAAGAGAUAGAGUCCUAUUACAACUGGCUGGCUCUGAAUCCGAAUUGAAAAAGAAACAAGCAUCAUUUGAUAAGACAUUUAAGUUCAAUAGAACCCAUACUGAAAAAAUAGAUGUAUUGAAAGUUGAAUUGAAUACAUUAGAACAUAAGCACAAUACUAUAAAAACCAAGUUCGAUGAAAUAAGUAAUACAAUCAAAGAUGAAUUAGCAUCCUUUGAAAUUGAAAAAAUUCAAGACUUUAGGAAUUCAAUUGAAAUUUUUUUGGAAAGUACAAUUGAAUCGCAAAAAGAAGCUGUUGAAUUAUGGGAAACUUUUUACGAAGUUAAUUUAGCAAAAGCUGAGUAA